AUGGCCAAGCUUACCCUACAGACUAAGCAUCGACUGCAGUCGGGACAUGAGAUCCCCGUCAUCGGAUAUGGGGUGUACAUGAUUCCCUCAUCCGCGACCGAGAAGGCCACCCUUGAAGCCCUGAACGCUGGAUUCCGCCAUGUACGUCGACUCAGCAAUAAUGUACCGCAACGAGAAACCAUGCGGAAAAGCCAUCUCCCAAUCCUCAUUAGAUCGCUCCCAGAUCUUCUUCACGACGAAGAUCCCCCCGGAUCAAUGGGCUACGAAGCAACCAAACGAGCCAUCAAUUCGAGUCUACGCGAAGCCUCGCAAGAAUACUUCGACCUCAUCCUCAUCCACGCCCCCUACGGCGGCAAAGAAGCCCGUCUAGGCUCCUGGGAUGCAUUAGUCGAAGCCCAAAAAGCCGGACAGACAAAAGCAAUCGGCGUAUCAAACUAUGGAAUCCACCACCUCGAAGAACUGGAGUCUUACAUCCAAUCCGGCGGCGGCGGCCAAAUAGACGUCGGUCAGUACGAGCUGCACCCGUGGCUAGACCACUCCGAUAUCGUGGAGUGGUUACAGAAGCGGAAUAUUAUUGUCGAGGCGUACUCGCCACUUGCGCAUGGGAGUCGCCUGCGUGAGCCGGUUUUGGUCUCUAUUGGGAAGAAGUAUGGGAAGACACCGGCGCAGGUGAUGAUAAGGUGGAGUUUGCAGAUGGGAUUUGUCCCGUUGCCUAAGUCUGUCACGCCUCAGCGCAUUCGGGAAAAUGUUGAGGUGUUUGACUUUGAGUUGGACGAGGAGGAUAUGAAGUUGUUGCAGACUGGAGAGUAUUCGCCCACGGAUUGGGAUCCGACUGUUGAUUCGGAUUGA
Penicillium bovifimosum is the source of this 849-nucleotide messenger RNA. Its product is annotated as aldo/keto reductase family protein. NCBI's taxonomy places the organism in Eukaryota, Fungi, Ascomycota, Eurotiomycetes, Eurotiales, Aspergillaceae. Bases 1 to 849 code for a protein of 282 amino acids. Gene Ontology annotation, molecular function: oxidoreductase activity. The record is from RefSeq and is a predicted model, not a curated record. The transcript has 6 exons.